Spirodela intermedia is the source of this 2655-nucleotide messenger RNA. The record is from the annotation of a GenBank genome assembly. NCBI's taxonomy places the organism in Eukaryota, Viridiplantae, Streptophyta, Magnoliopsida, Alismatales, Araceae.
AUGGGAAGCUUCGGGUUGAAGGGCCUCGUGGUGGCGCUCCUCUUGCUCUUCCUCUUGAUGGGCAGCAGCUUCGGGCCAUGCAAUGCCAGGCGAGGCAAGCACUGGAGAGUCAGCAGGAUCUCCUCCUCCUUCCUGGCAAGGAAGAGGGGCAGAGGGAAGAGCCAUCACCAUGGCGGCAGCGGGUCUGGCUCGAGCAAGAAGCCCAAGGCGGCGCCGCCACUCCUCCCUCCCAGCCCCUCGCUGGCGCCGAGUCCCGGCCCCUCGCCGGCGCCGAGUCCCGGCCCCUCUCCGGCGGCGAAGCCAUCCCCUGCUCCGACGGCCAAGCCAUCCCCUGCCCCGUCGCCGGCAAGCCGCUCCGGCGGGCACAACGUGUUCGACGUUCUGGACUUCGGCGCUAAGGGCGACGGUGUCGCAGAGGACACUAAGGUGGCUCUCGUCUCCCCUCUGCUUCAUCCUCUCUCUCUCUCUCUCGCUGUCUUCCUCUUCCAUCAUAGGCUGGUAUCUGGAGAGAGAAUGAGAGACCUGUCGCAGUUUCCUCCUCCGGGUAUCUCGGCAACUGCAUUCUGCGAUGCGAGAGCGGCAAUGUAGGUUCCUCGGACGUGACCCCGAGCAGGAUUUCGCGCUCUUCCUCCUCACUCUGUUUUCAGAUAUUCUUUCCUCUUUUUCUAUCCCUGUAUAGCUAUCGAGGGAGAGAGAGAGAGAGAGGGAGCCUACCAUUGCCGCCUCGGAGAGUCUUGGUGGGCAAUGCGGGUGGCUCUGUUCCGGCCGCCGGAGGAGCCUCUGCACCCUGAGACAGGCGGAGAGACGUGGAGGGCAAAAUGGUCAUUCCCAUGUAAAAAGGCCAUGUUCCUGUCCGUGGUUUUUAUGGCCAGGAGUUUCGGAAGGUGGCGAGGAUGAGGCGGAUUAUUUAAUCUCCCAGUAAAUCGAGACGACGACGGAGAAAAAUUCGAAUUUUGGUGGGAAUAUCUGGUGAGCUCCGGCGGAAAGCUGAGCGGGUUUUCUUCAUCCGCAGGCUUUCAUGGCGGCGUGGGCCGCCGCCUGCAAGGUGGAGGGAUCAACUGUCUUGGUGCCGUCCGACUACGAGUUCCUGCUCGGCCCCAUCUCCUUCUCCGGCCCCUACUGCCAGCCCAACAUCGUCUUCCAGGUAACCUUCGACCUCGAAGGAUCUCCUGAGGGGGAAGGAAGGAAGGCUUUCGCCGCAGUCUAACCACGUCGAUCUUCUUCUUCGUGGUCGUCUUCUGCUGCAGUUGGACGGCACCGUCGUCGCGCCGACGAGCUCCAAGGCGUGGGGCACCGGCCUGCUCCAGUGGCUGGAGUUCACCAAGCUGAAGGGCAUCACCAUCAAAGGGAAGGGCGUCAUCGAGGGCCACGGCGCCGUCUGGUGGAGCCAAUCCCAAUUCGAAUAUGAACCUGUAAGCCCCCCAGCUCUCCUUCCUUCUUCCAAGCUCCAUCGCCGGCGCUGGCCAUUCCCUAACGACGACCGUUUUCCUUCCCCUCCGCUGUUUACAGAUUGCCGGUUCACUGUUCGGGACAUUGCCGCACAUAAAACCGACGGUAAGCUGCGUUUCCUUCUUCCUCCUCCCCGGCGAAUUCAGCCGAGUUCCUGAUGGGGAAGCUCGUGUGGCUCAGGCGCUGAGGUUCUACGGCAGCGUGGGCGUGACGGUGACCGGGAUCACUAUCCAGAACAGCCCGCAGUGCCACCUCAAGUUCGACAACUGCGCCGGCGUGGAGGUCUUCAACAUGUCCAUCUCCUCCCCCGGCAACAGCAUCAACACUGACGGCAUCCACCUGCAGAACUCCCGGGACGUCUCCAUCCACCACACCGACCUCAGCUGCGGUAACUCCCCUCCCCUAGAGGUAGAAAGAGAGAGGAAGAAAAUCAGAGAGAGAGAGAGAUGGGGUUGCAGCUCGUCCGCAGUGAGUAGGACAAGGGAGGCUCACAUGCGGGCGCUGUGAAUGCAGGAGACGACUGCGUGUCCAUACAAACGGGGUGCUCGAACGUGAACAUUCACAGCGUGAACUGCGGGCCCGGACACGGGAUCAGCAUCGGAGGGCUCGGAAGGGAUGACACCAAGGCCUGCGUCUCCAACAUAACCGUCCAGAACGUUGCCAUGCAGGGCACCAUGACCGGCGUCAGGAUCAAGACCUGGCAGGUGAUCCCUCUCCAAUCUCUCUCUCUCUCUCUCUCUCGCUCUACCUACUGGAAGUGGUCGUUGGCAAUGGUUGUGGUGUUGAUGGCUGGGGGGUUGAUGGACGGAGCAGGGAGGGUCGGGGUCGGUGCAGAACGUGAAGUUCUCGGGGAUAAGGAUGAUGGAGGUGCAGACGCCGAUUGUGAUCGACCAGUACUACUGCGACCGGACGACGUGCAGGAACCAGACGGCGGCAGUGGCGCUCUCCGGCAUCUCCUACGAGAACAUCAAGGGGACCUACACGGUGAAGCCGGUGCACUUCGCCUGCAGCGACAGCCUUCCCUGCUCGGACAUUCGCCUCACCAACAUCGAGCUCCGCCCCCUACAAGAGCGCUACCACAUGUACAACCCCUUCUGCUGGCAGACCUUCGGAGAGCUUCUCACCCCCGCAGUGCCCCCCAUCGACUGCCUCCAGACGGGGAAGCCGAUCACCAGCCGCCCCAUGUCCGAGCUCGAAUCCUGCUGA